Myripristis murdjan (pinecone soldierfish) is the source of this 1986-nucleotide messenger RNA. RefSeq names its product RIO kinase 1 (yeast) (gene riok1). Gene Ontology annotation, molecular function: ATP binding; protein serine/threonine kinase activity. The coding region runs from base 133 to 1782 and encodes 549 amino acids. Lineage: Eukaryota; Metazoa; Chordata; Actinopteri; Holocentriformes; Holocentridae. The transcript has 17 exons. The record is from RefSeq and is a predicted model, not a curated record.
UUCCGUACACACGUGUUGUACCCGGAAGUGCAGGAGACACGCUGCGCUGGUUCUCGGUCCCACGCGCGGCGGUUCUGUCGGAGCGGGUCAGAUCGGCGCGAGCUGGGUUCUGUCGGAGCGGGCUGUGACGUCAUGGCGCUGCUCGCCGACUGUGUUCCCGGCCAGUUUGAUGACGUAGAAGAAAGCAGCGACCAAUCACAGCUGUCGGUGCUGCAAAGCCAGCUUGGUGAUGUGAGACUGGAGCCUUCAUCAGCCAGCAGGCAGGAGGAGGAGGAGGAGGAGCAGGAGGAGGAGGAGGAGGAAGAAGAGGAGGAUGAUGAAGAUGAAGAGUGGGAGUGGAGCAGAGGCGGAGCCAACCUGACCAAGCGCUGCAGCAGCAGUCAGUCCAACAGACAGGGUGUGUCCUGUAAACCCUGCACGCCGGCCGACAAAGCCCUGAGGAAGUACGAGAACAAGAUCAACCUCGAUAAACUGAAUUAUGCCGACUCUGUGAUCAACAAGGUGACGACGAUGCAGAAGCAGAAAGAAGCUGACACGUAUCGAGUGAAGGACAAAUCAGAUCGGGCCACAGUCGAGCAGGUUUUAGAUCCUCGGACUCGGAUGAUCCUGUUCAAGAUGCUGAGUCGGGGCGUCAUCUCUGAAAUCAACGGCUGCAUCAGCACCGGGAAAGAGGCCAACGUUUACCACGCCAGCACAGCCAGCGGAGAGAGCCGAGCCAUCAAGAUCUACAAGACCUCCAUCCUGCUGUUCAAAGACCGAGACAAAUACGUCAGCGGGGAGUUCAGGUUCCGUCAUGGUUACUGCAAAGGAAACCCCAGGAAGAUGGUCCGGACCUGGGCCGAGAAGGAGAUGAGGAACCUGAUCAGGCUGCAGACGGCCGGCGUGCCGAGCCCCGAGCCGCUGAUGCUCCGCAGCCACGUUCUGCUCAUGAGCUUCAUCGGCAGAGACGACAUGCCGGCUCCUCUGCUGAAGAACGCGGCGCUCUCUGAGUCCAAGGCGCGGCAGCUCUACCUGCAGGUGGUGCACAACAUGAGGACCAUGUACCAGCAGGCGCGGCUCGUCCACGCCGACCUCAGCGAGUUCAACAUGCUGUACCAUGACGGAGACGCUUACAUCAUCGACGUGUCGCAGUCGGUGGAACACGACCAUCCGCACGCGCUGGAGUUCCUGCGCAAAGACUGCAGCAACAUCAACGAGUUCUUCGUGCGUCGCGGCGUGGCGGUGAUGACCGUCAGAGAGCUGUUCGACUUCGUCACCGACCCGUCCAUCACCUGCCACAACAUCGACCUCUACCUGGACAAGGUGAUGCAGGUGGCAGCAGAGCGCACGGCGGAGCAGCGCUCUGAUCAGGAGCGAGUGGACGAGGAGGUGUUUAAGAGGGCCUUCAUCCCCCGCACGCUGACGGAGGUCAGCCACUACGAGCGAGACGUGGACGCCGUGCGGGCGGGCGAGGCCGAGAGCGAGGACGGCGUGCAGAACGACAGCGUUCUGUAUCAGACGCUGACGGGCCUGAAGAAGGACCUGUCAGGAGUUCAGACGGUCCCUGCUCUGCUGGAGGACCACACAUCCUCCUCUUCAUCAGAGGAAGAGGAGGAGGAGGACGAGGAGGAGGGGGAGGAGCUUCAGGCCGAGCGGCAGCAGCAGACAGGGGGCGCCGCCGUGGACAAAAAGGAGAGGAAGAAGCAGGUGAAAGAGUCCCAGAGAGAGAAGAGGAAAAACAAAGUGCCAAAACACGUGAAGAAGAGAAAAGAGAAAGUCGCCAAGAUGAAGAAAGGAAAAUAACAACAGAACCCAAACCAACUUCCUGUUUCCUCAGACCCACUUCCUGUUUCCUCAGACAGACAACCAGAGGCAGUGUAACCUGGACUGUUAUUAGUAUUAUUAGUACUAUUAUUAUUAUUAUUAUUAUUAUUAUUGUUGUUGUUGUUGUUGUUGUUGUUAUCAAAAUAAUAAAAUGGCUGCCUGGGUCAGGUGUGUCAGAUCUGA